AUGAAAAGACGAAAGCUUUCGCCAGAGCUGUACCAAGUAUCUAAAACACCUCCCCUGCCUUCUAGGUCCCCUCAUCCUCUGCCCAACUCUGCUCUUUUAUAUCACUUCGCUCUCUCAGCUCAUCGAGCAUCUCAUCAGCAUCUGCAACAAGCGUUCGUACAUCCUUCGAUAUCGGCAGAUCCAAGCUCAGGUAUACCCAUAGCGCCAGUGUACAAUCGCAGUCCCGCUCAACCAUUCAUUCAUGAUCCAUAUGCAGCUGCAAAAGCCCUGGACCUGCAAUUGGUAGCUCUCGAUUUCCUUCGAACUGGUUUGGCAUAUCCCGAUCUGUCCGAACGGGAGCGAGUAGCAUUUGGGCUUGAAUUUGGGAUCGUCGGAUUGAAGGUCUAUACGGCUUGUAUUGGGAAUAGUACGGGAAAAGGAAAGGACAGCGAGAGAAAUCGAGGAGUCGAUUUAUCGAGGUUGAUAGGAGAUAUUCAAGAUGUAAUCGGUCACUCCUACUACAUCUCACAAAGACAAACAUCGUUCAUGCGUCUGAGACAUCAGCUAGAACUGCUCCACAUCCGCGUCGCUUUCAUUCAAGGUAAACAGAAUCUUGGUAAAAAGAUGGUUCAGCAAGCGUUGAAUACCAACAGAGACCACACCUCACAUCGCUAUGCCCUUCACUUACUUUACCUCGAGUUCGUCGAGCAAACUGGAUCAGCAGAAUUCCUUGCAGUUUGUGAUGAGCUAAUGGCCGAAGCCUAUGCCAAAAGACACUUCCAGAUAGUCCGACUGGCAGCGUUGACGAAAGCUCGCUUCAUAUUCGUAUAUCGUCGUUGGGAACUAGCCGCCCAAGCUCUUUCCGCUUUCUCAUCAGUCAUAGAAUUGACUGAGGACUUGUCAAAACCUAUUCAUUUGGCUGGUCAGGGCAAUGAUCGUAUCUGGGAAGCCUCCUUUAUCAUACAUUAUCUGAUCUUACGAGCUCUAUGGGAAGGUCGUAUAGGAAACGAUCUCAAUGCGAAGAAUUGCCUCAAACACAUCUAUGCUUUGAUGGACGGGACGGCCGAAUCUGGCUUAUUCAAUCACCUGCGAGCGAAUGGAGGGCUCAAUAUUCCCGGAGGCGAACCAAUACAAGUACAAGUCACCCCGCCAAAUAUACUCUACAUGCUCACCUACCUCACCACCGUGGUCAGCCGGCGAGACUUCACCGGCUCCAACCAAACAUGCAAAACUAUCCUGCAUUCCAAUGCCCUCAGACUACACGAGAACGCAGUACGUGCUGAAGAUAUGUGGGAUACCGGCUUCUCACAUCUACAUGGAAUCGCACAAACUCAGAUUCAGCAAAAGGAGGUUAUGAUCAUCAGAGGCGAAAUGAUGAUUGAGCAUGCCACGGCCUUGAUGUUUAGGAGCGAGUUCGAAGCGAGCUAUAAGGAGACGGCCGCCAAGUACUACAAUGCUUGCAAGAGGUUGAUCAAUCAAGGCAGCGAAUUCGGCUUGAUCGCCGAUAUCGGUCUGAUGGGAAGUCAACAUCGUCUCACCAAGUUGCCAGCACAUCCUGAGAAUCGAGACAAGGUUCAUGCUUUAGCCGAAAAGUGCAAAGGAAGCACCAGUGCGAUGUUCAACGGUGCUGGAUAUCUGUUGGCUAGUCUGAUCGAUGAGAACGUGGUCAACUCCAAGAAACAGCUUUCGAACGCUUACGAAAUAAGUGUUCGAUCGAAUAAUAAUAUCCUUCGACUUCUUAUUUUCGCCUUUACCACCAGCACUCAUCACUAUGGAGGGAGAGAGAGGAUGUAUAGGCAGUUGGAGACAGGGAAAGAACUGGCCAAAUUAAUGGGCGGGAAAGACCGUCCUGAUGGAGUUGGACAAGUGAUCCUUGGAUUGUGGUUUGCUUAUCGUCUUAAAGAGUAUUAUCGACAAGAAGGGGAUCAAGAAAGAGCUGGACAAGCUCGAGACAGUAUCAAGGCUCAUCUGGACCGGUUGACGGAGAUCAAGACUCAAGGUCUCUCUCUGGAACGUACGUUACUGCCAUUGCCACUGAAAGCGUGA
Messenger RNA from Kwoniella botswanensis, 2025 nucleotides. RefSeq lists its product as uncharacterized. The coding region runs from base 1 to 2025 and encodes 674 amino acids. The record is from RefSeq and is a predicted model, not a curated record. The transcript has 9 exons. NCBI's taxonomy places the organism in Eukaryota, Fungi, Basidiomycota, Tremellomycetes, Tremellales, Cryptococcaceae.